AAAGAGAACCUCCAUCGUUUUUCAACACUGUCCAACGAUAACACGUGCGGGAUUCGAAAUAGCCGUGUUUUUCUGUUAAUACCACCUGAACGAAUGCAAUAACAUGGACACCGGCGAAGAGCUGAAGUCCUGGCUGCAGGAGGAGAGCAAACCGUACGCGGCACGUGUUGAAUUCGCUCUCCGCGUUUGGCAGUCCGUGGAGUUUCCCUACUCCAGCAAGUUUGAGAUCAUCAUCCGAUGGCUGAGCGAAUCCCUGGCAUCCUGUGGACAACUACCCACCCAGCAGCUAAAGGAUCUCUUCCAGGUGCGCGCCCAACCGGGUCUGGUGAGUCAGGAGUGCAAAUCGGCGCUUAUCCGAGCUCUGGUGGCGGUGGCAUCCACGGACACCACCGGUGACGAAGCUAUACUCGGUCUGCUGUCUAGUUGCCUGAGCUUUGAGCUGCUGCAGGACGCCCUGCGCUCGGAUUACAAUCUUCUGACCGAGAUCUUCGCCUGCAUCUUCAGAAGCCAUCAGAAAUGCGUCGAGAAGCGUACGAAAUCUGGCGAGGAUCAAGGGCUGGAGCACACCGACGCCGAGUUCGUUAUUCCCAUCAUCAAGCAGCUGACGGACAUGGCGCGGAGAUCCCAGAAUGUAGCCGAACUGCUCGAAUGCCACGACAAGCAAUCGCUUGGCCCCUUGGUGGAAUUGCUCCUCACCCUGAAGUCCCACUGCGUGGAGGAGUUCGCCGAGCUGGAGAAGCAACUAAAGGGCAUGUUUAGGCCAGUCCGGAUUAUGAAGCAGCCGCUGCAUGUGAGGCUGCUGAUCCUGGAGGCCGAAGUCCUCAACAAUCGCUACGAUACCAAGCUACUAUCCAAGACCAUUAAGUCUGUUUUCAACGAGCGGGAGCCCAUGCUACUGGCUGCCCACUUGCUGGUGUCCUUGCGCAAGUACGACAUAUCCCUGCAGUUCGACAUGAAGAAGAAGAAGGCCAAGGAGAACCCCCAGAAGUCUGACAGCGAGGAAGAGGAACCCAUCGAUCCCAAAGCCAAAAAAGUAACUGGCUUCUCCUACAUUUCGGAGCAGCUUCUCGAGGUAGUCCGCAAUCACCGAAAGAAGCAUCUGAAGGAGGUCCUGGUACUCCUGUGCUCGGCCCUCCGCCUGAAUCCUCUGCUGCUGGAGCACAGUGUCUACCAGAUCACUGUCUGGCUGCUCACCGCUCCCAAACAGACCGACCUCGAGGAGCAGCUGUACUCCGAGUACCUGAUCCUGCUGCUGGACAUGUUCCGGCGGCUGAGUCGGGCCGAGAGGUUCAUCAUGAAUCUUCUCAAGAGCCUGAAGGAGUGGCUGGCCAAGUACCAGCUGCCGGGUAGCUCCGGGGAGAGCAAGAAGCGUCGCCUACAGGACUCCGCGACCAAGGCGGCUGAGAAUGAGGCGGAGCAGCAAUUCCUGCAGGUCAUCAUGGCGGAAUCAUCACCGGCGACGGCUACCGCCUCGUCCGCGAACGAUGCCUUCAAGCAGCUGAACCACACCUGGCCGAGUCACUCGGCGGGCGUGGCCUUCACCCGCCUGGUUAGCCACCUGAUGACCAAACCCUCCCUGGUCAUCUGGAAGACGCUGCUCCACUCCUUCGCCGAACUGCUGGAGGAGGACCAAACGCAGACUGUGCUGCCCGAGAAUCUGGACUUUUCCCGUGACUUCCAUGCGGCGCUCUUGUGCCAGUAUCUGAGCGGCACCCGGCUGGCGGAGCAAGUGCAUCUGCACCAGUCGGAGGUGGAGCAGCAGCUGCAGCACACCUCCCAGGUGCUGGAGCUGUUCGGACGCCGUCUGCUCAGCCAGGAGCACAACCGCCGUCUGAUGAACGCCUUCCUGGAGUGCACGGAACGGGCCAGUGGCUUUGAGCUCCUCCUGGCCCACUACUGGCCGGACGGCCAUCCUGCCAGCCAGCAAUCCGUGCAGCUGCGGGGAUUCCUGCCUCCCGCCGAGUGGACUCUGAUCCAGCAGCGGGUUCACAACUUCGGCAAGAGCUCGUGCCGCCAGAGACUGCAGCGCCUGGAGCUGCAGCUGGCGGAGAGUGGCUGGCUGCUGCAGGCCGACCAACGUGGCGUUAGAUGCCCCGUUGCCCUGGCCGAGAUCGUGCCCGCGUCCCAGCUCUUCCGGCUGACCAGGACACAGAAACAGCAGCGCACCCAACAGGCCAUGCAGGAUCUGGAGGACGCGGAGUGUGUGGAGCUGUUGGCUCUCCAGCUGCUCCAGGAGUACGCGGCCUCGGUGAAGGCGGCCAAGGUGAAGGGCUCCCUGCUGGCGAAGCUCAAGCUGGAGGAGCAACUGGACCAGGCCGCCUUGGUGACGUUCCUCAGGGAGAAGGCCACCACGGACAAGGAGGUGGAGGAGCUACCAUCCGCCCUGGAAACUGUCAAGGGACUGCAGGGCCUGCCCCUGGCCCAACUGUCCAGCGCGAUCCGGUCGCGCCUCUGGCUGGUCGUCUUCGUCCUCUACCGGGAUCUGAGUCGCAGCCAGCAGCAGCAGGAGGAGCAGACCAAGGAGGUCCUGGACGUGCUAAUAGACCUGAUGCACUUUGGACAACCGUUGCCGGUCUGCGAGUUCAUCCCCAAGCUGGCCACGAUGCUGGAGAUGAUUCCCACCGCAUCCACGGAGGGCUGGAGCUUCUACGAGACCCUCUUCGCCCGGUGCAUCCGACGACAGGGUGCGGGCAGCGAGUCGUUCCUCGUCAGCUGCGCGGAGCACCUCAGGGAGCAGCUGGCGGCCAACAGCAAGCUGAGUGGAGAGCAGACACGGCUCCUGCUCCUCGCCAUCCAAACGCUGUCCAAUGCCAGCGGAGCUCAGGGCCGGAGGCUGCAGCGCCACCUCCAGCCGCUGGUGGAGAUCUUCGGGGAGAUGGUGGCCCACAAAUUCCGCUCCAAGAAGAAGGAGGCAUCGGUCUACAAGGAGUUUGUGGACGCCACCCGGGCGGGCUAUGCCACCUACCUGAGCAGCUGCAUCAACCGAGUGGCCAAGCAGGAGAGGGAGAAGGAGCAGCAGCUGGCGAAGAGCAAGAAAGCGGAGGAGAAGGAAAAUGAAGGCCAAGAGGAGGACGGGGAUACAAAAAAGAACAAGAAGAGCAAAAAGAAGGCCAAGGAGGAGAAGGAGCCGGAGCAGGAUCUCUCCGAGACCAUCGACGACAAGUUCCGGCGCAUCUGCAAGAUAUACAUUGGAUACUCCCUGGACUACCGCAACCCACAUGCCAUCCGGCUGCUGAACGCGGCCCUCACCCACCGGCAGCGCCUCCACCUGGAUCCGGACGAGAUCGAGUUCGUGCUGAGCUCCUACUGGCGGCAACUGAACGAGGACAUCGCCACCGGCGACAUCUCCCCCAGCACCGUAGAGCCGGCGAUCAAGCUGAUCAUCGGUUAUAAGACCAACGAGGACUUCCUCCUCCUGCUGCGCCGUCUCUCCGCCCAAAUGGAGAAGAUGCCGCGUCCGGACACGCCCGUCCAGCACACAGCGCUGAGGAAUGUCCUGACCCUGCUGGGACUCUUCGCCAAGUGCUCGCUGAGCAGUGUCAAGGGAGCGAUGCUGAACGAACAUUUUGAGGUCAUCAGUGUGAGUGCCGCCUUGCGGCUGCCGGAGCCCAAGGAUUCGGAGUAUCGGAAUCAUGCCUUGCGCCUGCUGGAGGCCCAGCGACACAUGGCCGGGAACAGGACGGUGCCCUUGACGGGGGAGACGCUGGACUGUCUGCUGGGCAGCCUGCUGGACGUGGACAUCAAGCACCUGAUCCGCAACGGCGGCAGCUGGACGGACCUGGUGGAGCUGUAUGGCGCCAUAACGGAUAACCUGAUGGUGCUGCUGAAGCAGCACACCAACCUGAUGUCGGACCGGGCCGCUCAGCUGAGUGCCCUGUGCCAGGACCUGGUCCAGGCCAUAGUGGGCUAUCGGGCGGAGCGCAAGCAGGCCCAGGAUCUGACCGAAACGGAGCUGGAUGGUCUGGCGGAUCUGGGCCUGAAGCUGGCCACCGUAAUGUCCACCGUGACGAGCACCCAGGCACUGGCCGUGAAGCGAGUGGCGCCCUUCCUGCUGAUCUUCACCAUCCGCCAGAUGGUGGCCACCGAACGACCCACAACGCUCUUCGAAAAGGUCAAGGUUCAUGUGGUCCGGGUGUGCCACGAACUGAUCGGCAUCUGUGACCAUCGUGCCGGGCACUUCAUCCUGCGCUCCAGCAGCGAGGCGGGCGCCAGGAUGUACGAGAGUUUGGUCAAGGAUCACGAGAAGUAUCACAAGUUUAGGGGAAAAGUGUAAAAAGGAAGAAGAGAAGUGUAUCCUUUUUUGCUUUUCUUAUCCCGGUUUUAAAACUAAUUUCUUUAUUUUCAAAAUAUAUAUAUAUAUAAAUAGA
This is a messenger RNA of Drosophila ananassae, 4367 nucleotides long. RefSeq lists its product as uncharacterized. The transcript has 6 exons. The record is from RefSeq and is a predicted model, not a curated record. The coding region runs from base 104 to 4273 and encodes 1389 amino acids. NCBI's taxonomy places the organism in Eukaryota, Metazoa, Arthropoda, Insecta, Diptera, Drosophilidae.